UAUAAGGCCAAUCAUAUAAAUCAAUCCAGCUUAUUAAGCCAACAAAAUCAAAAUUAUCAAACCCAACGGCAACGACAGCAACAGCUGCAGUAUUCACGACAACAACAUCAAAAACUACAAAGACAAAGGACGCCCAAAAAAUUUCAUGUGGACGAUGCCUAUUAUGAUGCUCGCGAAAUUAAUGGCUUGAGUGAGUUAACCGGAUCAGAAUUUGCGCGAACACAAACACGGCUUAAUAAGCAAUCUCAACCACAGCCACAAUCCCAAUAUCAGCAACAGUUACACCAAAACUCAUUGCUGACCACUCAUAAUUUACCAAAAAUUAGUUUUAGAGGCAACAUCAAAUACUCUCAAAAUAGUAGUGGAAAUAGUAACAAUGACAGCAACAAUAAUAAUAGCAACAAUAAAAAUAACAACUAUCAAUAUAAGAGCAAUAACAAUAGCAAAAGGAAUGAGAAUAAGAAUAAUAUAAGCUACGGUAUAUCAAACCAAAGUGGUGUAUCAUCAAAUGGUCGCAACUUAAACAGCCGAAAUAAUAGUAAUCACAGCAACAGCAAUAGCCGCAACAGCAAUAAUUCGCAGGGCAAGCAUAACAAGAAUAAAAGUACAUCAACCAAUGCCAAUAAUGUGGAUAAUGAUGAACUUAAAGACUACAAGAGUAAAAUCAAAAACAAAUACAACAUCGACUACGACCAUUCACUGGAUGAGGAAUAUGAAAUAAUCGAGGCCAUCGAAUAAAUGCAUCUAAUCGCUAACUCCAGUGAAUGAUGAACUUGAUGAUCUUGCCGACGGUGGCGUUGGUGCUGCUGAUGAUGAAAGCGAUGGGUAGAACUUAAAUUUAAGUGCCUCUGAUUUUAAGCCUCAUGCUCCAAUGUCCUCUAAUCAGCUUUUUAAAUGCAUAUGUAUGUAAACGCAUGUGUAUGUAUCUAUCUGAGACGGCGAAAUUGAUGAGUUAUUUUUGUCCAGAUAUUUGAGCCACGAAAUGGUUUUUUUGUUUUCUUUGUGUAUUUUUUAUUGAUGGAUUGAUUUAUUAGCACUAAGUUGUGAACUUUUAUACAUUUUUUAUAUGCGAUAAUUAAUUAAAUUAAAAUUUAUGUUUUCUAAUGUGAUAAGCAACAAAUUUAAUAAUUAAAACUGUGACAGCGUUUUAAUCAAAGUUUUAUACAUAUAUUCCACAUGCAUACUUAGAGCUAGUACCUUAAGUAUUAUUAUAGUUACUACGCCGUGAUCGAGUGAUUUAAGGUGCGCAUUAACGCUCGGUAGGUCCAGGUAGGUCCAGAGCUCGAUACCUCAAGAAAAACUUUUUCCAAUAGCGGUCGCCCUCGGUAGACAAUGUCAAACCUCCGAAUGUAUUUUCCCCCAUUGAAACCAUUUUGGAAUAAAGAAACAGUGUAAAUGCAC
Rhagoletis zephyria (snowberry fruit fly) is the source of this 1401-nucleotide messenger RNA. Its product is annotated as probable serine/threonine-protein kinase dyrk1. Lineage: Eukaryota; Metazoa; Arthropoda; Insecta; Diptera; Tephritidae. The record is from RefSeq and is a predicted model, not a curated record.